This is a messenger RNA of Penicillium digitatum Pd1, 786 nucleotides long. RefSeq names its product putative EF-hand calcium-binding domain protein. Gene Ontology annotation, biological process: secondary metabolic process. Gene Ontology annotation, cellular component: nucleus; cytoplasm. The record is from RefSeq and is a predicted model, not a curated record. NCBI's taxonomy places the organism in Eukaryota, Fungi, Ascomycota, Eurotiomycetes, Eurotiales, Aspergillaceae. Gene Ontology annotation, molecular function: hydrolase activity.
AUGAAAGUGCUUUGUCUUCACGGCAAGGGCACUAGUGGCUAUAUCUUCCGGUCCCAGAUUUCCACAUUCCGCGCUAAACUUCCUGACGAUAUCCAAUUUGACUUUCUCGACGGCCCAUUUAAGAGUGAUGCCGCUCCAGGUGUAGAUGUCUUCUACAGUCCGCCCUACUACGCUUUUUGGGAAAAUGAUGGUAUCGACUCCAUCCGAGCCACCUACACCUGGCUGACUGAUCAUAUCGACAAAAAUGGGCCCUAUGAUCUAGCCCUCAUGUUCUCCCAAGGUUGCGUCCUGGGCUCUAGUGCGCUCUUACUUCAUCAGGAAGAGACACCCCACCUCCCCCCACCGUUUAAAGCGGCCGUUUUUGUCUGCGGUGGCGCCUCGUUGAAUGUGCUUGAGGAAAUGGGCUUCCACGUUUCUGCCGAGGCGCGCGAGCGGGAUCUGGCAUCCCGGUCGGCGUUAGCUCAACAGGCUGGCUCGUCGGCUCUCUUGGCCCAGGGCGGUGAUCGAUGGACUGGUCUCCAAACGCUAGACGGUGGGCUGUCGGAGGCUGAAUUGCGGAAUGAGAUUACUUGUCCCUACCGUAUCAAUAUUCCCACAGUACAUAUUUACGGCUCGAAAGAUCCUCGGUGGGCGGCUGGCGUACAUCUUUCCGGUAUCUGCGAACCAACGAAACGGCGCACGUAUGAUCAUGGCGGUGGACAUGAGAUUCCUAGGACGAAUGCCGUGAGCAACUCGAUCGCAGAACUUUUCCAGUGGGCUGUGGCACAGAGUCAAAUCGAACAGUGA